Andrographis paniculata is the source of this 2117-nucleotide messenger RNA. RefSeq names its product CBL-interacting protein kinase 2-like. Gene Ontology annotation, biological process: signal transduction; protein phosphorylation. The coding region runs from base 655 to 2025 and encodes 456 amino acids. The record is from RefSeq and is a predicted model, not a curated record. NCBI's taxonomy places the organism in Eukaryota, Viridiplantae, Streptophyta, Magnoliopsida, Lamiales, Acanthaceae. The transcript has 3 exons. Gene Ontology annotation, molecular function: protein kinase activity; ATP binding.
UGUAUUUCUGUAUCACCCUUUUUCUUUGCCCACUGCUCACCGCCAUCCUCGCCAUUUCCCAUCUCUACGGAAGUGUUCGUAAUCUUCGUUUUUCAACCUUUCUCGAUUUUGUUUAACGGUAGUUGAAUCUCAGCAGAAAUAUAUACAUACAUGAGCAGUUACGGAUCAGCUAACUCUCAAAAAUCAAGCGAAUCUUGACUAUAGACUCACGAAUGUGUUCGGCUGGAUCUGUUCUAGGGUAUUUUUAGGGAUUGUUGAUUGAUCUGGAACUUACAUGCUUCGAGUUUAUUUAUCAAGAAUCAAAAUCUCGAUGGUCUUCUGCAUCAUGCUUCAAGUGGUGGGCUGAAGUGUAUUAGUUGCAGUACCUUUUAAGCUUUUUCUUCGGUUGAUUUUGAACAAAAACUGGGGAAUGCUGAAAGUUCUUCUUGAUUCGAGAUUCUUCUCUGAGGUAUUCAAGCCCUUUCCCUCAGUGGAUUUACUGAGCUUUGAUUCUGAAUGGGAGAGUAGUUCCCAGGCAGAGUUCUUGGGGUCGAUUAGGUUGAAUGGUUGGCCUUCGACUCAAUCUUGGUCGCAGAUGGUUGAGUCGAGUCAAUCAAUUAGAAGAUAUGCAUCCUUGCUUACAUUCGGUUAACUCAUAGGGAUAGAUUUCGCUAAAUGGUUUUCCCGAGAUUCGGUAUGGACAAUAGGAGUUUUAUAUUGAUGCAAAGAUACGAGUUGGGGAGGUUAUUAGGCCAAGGCACGUUUGGAAAAGUUUAUUACGCCCGGAGUCUCCAAACGGGGCAGAGCAUGGCCAUUAAAGUGAUAGACAAAGACAAGAUUUCAAAGGCAAGAGUCGUAGAUCAGAUCAAACGGGAAAUAUCCAUAAUGAGACUAGUUAGGCAUCCUUACAUCAUUCACCUGCACGAAGUAAUGGCUACCAAAACGAAGAUAUAUUUCGUACUGGAAUACGCCAAAGGAGGCGAGCUCUUCAACAAGGUGGCCAAGGGAAAACUAAAAGAAGACGUUGCGCGAAAAUACUUCCAGCAGUUGAUAAAUGCCGUAGAUUUCUGCCAUAGCCGGGGUGUCUACCACCGGGAUCUAAAACCCGAGAAUAUAUUAUUAGAUGAAAACGAGAACCUCAAAGUCUCUGAUUUCGGCUUGAGUGCCAUAACCGAGUCCAAGAGAGACGACGGGCUUCUGCACACUACGUGCGGAACGCCUGCUUAUGUUGCACCCGAAGUAAUCAACCGGAAAGGCUACGACGGGGCAUUGGCUGAUAUUUGGUCAUGUGGAGUGAUUCUUUUUGUUUUGUUGGCUGGUUAUCUUCCCUUCUAUAACUCGAAUUUGAUGGAGAUGUACAGAAAGAUCGGGAAAGCGGAAUAUAAAUUCCCGAGCUGGUUCUCGCUCGAAGUGCGCAAGCUUCUCGCAAGAAUAUUAGAUCCGAAUCCGAGCAGUAGAAUCACAAUCGAAAAGAUUAAGGAAAGCUCGUGGUUCAAACGAGGGUUACAGCCCAAGAGAAGAAUAAACGAUCCGGAAAGUAGUAGUUCAUCCGACACUGAAGGACCUUCGAGGAUGUCGUAUCUGAACGCAUUCCACAUUGUUUCCAUGUCGGACGGGUUCGAUCUAUCAAGGCUUUUCGAGGAUUCCACUUCGAAAAAGGAUUCCCGAUUUAUUUCUUGGAAACCUGCAUCGGUAAUCGUCUCUAAGCUCGGGGAAAUCGCCAAGCGAAUGAAGAUGAAGAUAAGUAAAAAGGACGGCGGGUUGUUUAAGUUUGAAGGAAUUAAGGAAGGUCGGAAAGGUGUCUUGUGCUUCGACACUGAGAUCUUUGUGCUAAGCCCCGAGAUUCAUUUGGUUGAAGUGAAGAAAACAAGCGGGGACACACUUGAGUAUCAGAAGAUACUAGACGAGGGGAUAAGGCCGGGACUCCAGGACAUCGUUUGGGCUGCGACGCCACAGGAAGACAACCUUGUACAACAUCCGAACCAGACACAACAGGACCACAUACAUCAACUCCCCGAAGGUGGUACCGAGAUUUUGGGUACGUAACUGUGUGUGUGUAUUUCUUCUAUCUGUGUGCAUCUGUUAUAUCCUAUAGGCAAUAUACAAAUUACAUUUGAAAUGGGUAACAUUCUUGCUUA